AUGGGAGCGGAAGGCUGCGAGGAAAAGUCUUCAGAAGUCAAUCCUGAGAACGUUCCAAUGGGGUUUGUUCCACUGGUUCAGCCAGAGAUAUUAGCCUACCUGAAUCCCUUUUCUUCUAUGAAUAUGGUAUCUUACAAUAAAACUGAGGUAAGUUACUACCUUAACUAAGAAAUGGUGUUUCAGGCAUUAGUAGUAAAGUCGUUUUAUCGUAAUUAGAUUAUAUAUGUUUAAUGUAUUCUUUUCCAGACUGAACUUCCUUUGUUACCUAAAAGAACUGGACAUCCGUACCAAAGUCGCCAACAACCACUUCAGAAGAAGCCUCGAACUUCAUUCACCAAGACUCAGGUUCAGAUUUUGGAGAACAGAUUCAAGGAUCAGAAGUAUCUGGCAUCGAUGGAACGUUCUGUCUUAGCGGCACAGUUGAAAAUGACCGACGCUCAGGUGAAGACUUGGUUUCAGAACCGACGUACGAAGUGGAGGUGAGUUGAUUAUGUAUAAGGUUCGGGUAAUAUAUUUAAUGAUAACUAGAAGCGGUGAUAUCAAUUGUAAAAAGUAUUAGUAUACAGUGGAACUCCUGUAUAACGAACUCCUCUAUAACGAAACUCCCGUAUAACGAACAACUUUUAAAUUCCCGUCUACCACUGCACAGUGCAUUUAAAACUCCUGUAUAACGAAACUCCUUUAUAACGAACAAAUUUCAAGUCCCCGAGCGAUUCGUUAUACAGGAGUUCCACUGUAUAUGAUUCUCAAAGUCUGGUAAAGGAAAGCCUAAUAAAAAAAACGUGUCGUAACCACUAUAUUUUUAGACGUCAAGAAGCCGAAGCUCGUGACAAUGAAGUUCGAACUGUUUUCAGAUUUGUUAACAGUUACCGUAAUCAACUCGCAGACCUCAAUCAGACAUCAUGA
This is a messenger RNA of Bursaphelenchus okinawaensis, 906 nucleotides long. Lineage: Eukaryota; Metazoa; Nematoda; Chromadorea; Rhabditida; Aphelenchoididae. The record is from the annotation of a GenBank genome assembly.